UAUGAUAUCAACACAAUCGAAAUUGUUAGGCGUGUUUUAGUUUACGUUGAAAUUCAUGUUUAGUAAGCCUUGUUACGUUUCGAAAUGGCGUGUAUAAUGUGCGGAAAAAAGAAGUUGCCGAAUGAAUUUCCGCCUUCAACUGUGACCAUACAGUGUUCCCAUCCAAUACUUUGCUGCUUUAGGUGCACAAUGAAAGCGGUAGAGGAAACCUCAAAAUGCCCGCAUCCUGACUGCAAUCAGCACGCCACACUGAAGGACCCAACUCUGCAGUUUUUUAAAGCCAUACUUGACGACAUGUUUAAGGUGUACGAUGUCACCGAUCACUGCUCACCUUCCACUCCGCCAAAUGGCAAAGAUGUGUUGACUGUUUCCCUUCUUACGGGACAGAGUUUUACGCUUCCUUUUGAUCAGAACAUGGAAGUUCUGGAUUUGAAGUUGAGAGUCCAGAAUGAAUUCAAACAUAACGUGAACAAACAGAAGCUGCUGUACAGAGAGAAGAAGCUCAAGGACCAUUUGAAGAAUGGUUUAAGGGCAAGGCUCAGUGAUGUCGGUGUGCAGCCGAACUCUACCAUAUUGCUAGUGGUCCUUCUUGUUGCUAUCCCAGAAAACAUCAAUGACGUUGUGUUUGAUUUAAACUGGGGAUAUCCGUCUCACGGUCGUGAUUUCCUUGACGCUACAUGUUUCAUGUUUAAUGGCUCAACGUAUUACUGCCUGUGUAAUUUCAAAAUCAAAGCCCCUUGCGACGCAAUACGUCAUUCUGGUGACGUCAUGGAUGAUGAGCAUAAAAAGGGGCAUCACACGAUGAAUGUUUCGCUAAAGGAUCUUCCGCCCACCGUUACACAUUUGUUCUUUACUUUAAGCGCAUAUAAAUCUCCGAUUAUUUCUAGAUUUCCUAACACCAGUUUGCAAUUCUAUGAAGCAGCAAAUCCAAGCAAAGACCUAUGCAAGACUACAUUCCAUCACGCAGGUGCCUUUCAGGCUGUGAUCAUGUGCUCUCUGUCACGUGGAGAGUAUGGAAAGUGGGAAAUAUUUGAAUUUGGGAAAUGUUCAGAAGGCAAUGAGGAGAAUUAUGAGCCACUGAUAACUACAAUCCGAUCGUUGAUUGAUCAGGGAUUCUGAUGCAUUACAAGUGUAUAAUAGGUUUGAAUCGUAAUCACCUACCAGCCGAAAACGUGAUGAUUUAAUUCGGUUUGGAUAUUGUUAAAGGGAUCUUUUCACGCUUUGGUAAAUUGACAAAAUUAAAAAAAGUUGUUUCAGAUUCGCAAAUUUUCGUUUUGGUUAUGAUAUUUGUGAGGAAACAGUAAUACUGAACAUUUACCAUGCUCUAAUAUAGCCAUUAUAUGCAUCUUUUGACGAUUUUAAAACCUAAAAAUUAUAAAGCGUUGCAACGCGAAACGAUUGAAUAAUUUGGAGAGUUCUGUUUUUGUCGUUAAAUUUUGUGAAACUACGAAGAUUGCUUAUAUAACGUAUAAAAUACGUAAAUUAUGUGUACCCGGCGGAAUAGCUCAGUAGGUUAAAGCGUUUUUACUUCAGGACUCUGGCAGGACUUCAGGGGUCACUGGUUCGAAACCUGCUCCGGGCAAUGUUCUUUUCCUUUUUUUAAUUUUAUUCUUGAUUUUUUACUGGAGCUUUUACGAUCCAAUGUUUACAUUUAUCAAUAUAAAGCAUUUAAUGAAUAAGUUAAAAAAAUGCCAAAAUCUGUGAAAAGGCCCCUUUAAUAUUAGAAAUUGAAUGGACAAAAUAUUUCAAUAGCUUCAGUUAUCAUAAUGUAUAAUUUUGUUAUCGUUUGGCUUUGUUCGAAAGAAAUGUAAUUAAAACUUAAAAAUGAUA
Molecule: messenger RNA, 1830 nt
Organism: Dreissena polymorpha
Lineage: Eukaryota; Metazoa; Mollusca; Bivalvia; Myida; Dreissenidae
Exons: 3
Coding region: 85-1119 (344 amino acids)
Molecular function (GO): protein binding
Source: RefSeq, a predicted model, not a curated record